AAACCGUUCGAGAAAUACUUGACACUGCUGGAGUCAGCUGGCUCACGAACAGCGUUCAUCAACAGUGCGUAUACUCUUUUGAAGACGUACGAUUUUGACGGCCUUGACCUAGCUUGGCAGUUCCCGCAAUCGAAGCCGAAACGCGUUCGCGGAUUGUCGGGCAAACUGUGGCACGGCUUCAAGAAACUGUUCACCGGUGACAGCAUCCUGGACCCGAAGGCGGAAGAACAUCGUGAGGAAUUUACUGCACUGGUUCGCGACUUGAACAACGCAUUCGUGCAUGAUAAGUUCCGAGUGGGCUUCACCCAACUGCCGCAUGUCAAUGAAUCAGUUUUCCUGAACAUUCCGCUGCUGAAGGAUAAUUUUGAGUACAUCAAUAUUGCCGCGUACGAUCAGCAAACUCCGGAACGAAACCCCAAGGAAGCUGACUACACGGCGCCGAUCUAUGAACCAUCGGAACGGGCCGAGGGCAAUAACGUGCAGGCCAAGGUGAAAGCGUGGCAUUCGGCUGGAACUCCGCUGGAUAAGAUUGUCGUUGGCUUGGCCACUUACGGCCGUGGCUGGAAACUGACGGAAGAGUCGGGCAUAACCGGCAGGCCUCCGAUUCGCGCCGACGGUCCUUCACCGGCUGGGCUUCACACGCAAAUACCCGGAUACUAUAGCUUCGGUGAAGUGUGCGCCUUGCUGCCUAAUCCAACCAACGCUAACAUGCAGGGUGCCGAUUACCCGCUGCGUAAGAUAAACGAUUUCAGCAAGCGCUUUGGUCCGUAUGCAUUCCGUAUUCCGGACGAGAACGAAGAACACGGUAUCUGGCUGUCGUAUGAGGAUCCCGAGAGCGCUGGCAAUAAGGCGGCGUACGUGAAGGCGAAGGGAUUGGGCGGAAUUUCUAUCAACGAUCUGGCGAUGGAUGAUUUCCGUGGUGUAUGUUACGGCGACAAGUUCCCGAUUCUGCGUGCUGCCAAGAACGCAGGUAAAGUGACCUUAGUUGACAUUGGGGAGGCAUUGCCAUUCUGCACCCAUCUGCUUUACGGCUACGCCGGGAUCGACGUCAACACCCAUCGUAUACGCGCACUCAACGAAGAUCUUGAUCUGGACUCUGGAAAAGGCCAUUUUCGAGCUGCAACGGAGCUGAAAAACAAGUUUCCGGGACUGAAGGUCUUCUUGAGUAUCGGUGCUUACUACGAUCUGAAUGAGGAAAAUCAUUCGCUAAAGUAUCUGUCACUUCUGGAAUCUGACGAGACACGAGCAACGUUCAUUGAGAGUGCGCGCACCCUGCUGAAGACACACAAUUUUGACGGCCUUGACUUGGCCUGGCAGCUGCCACAAUCGAAACCGAAACCAUUUACUGAUAGCAUUGUUGAUGAAAAGGCAGCUGAACAUCGUGAGGGAUUUACUUCUUUGGUUC
Molecule: messenger RNA, 1405 nt
Organism: Anopheles cruzii
Lineage: Eukaryota; Metazoa; Arthropoda; Insecta; Diptera; Culicidae
Product: chitinase-like protein Idgf4
Exons: 2
Biological process (GO): chitin catabolic process; carbohydrate metabolic process
Cellular component (GO): extracellular region
Molecular function (GO): chitin binding
Source: RefSeq, a predicted model, not a curated record